GAGCACCUAUUAUGGGAUACACGUUUUUAAAACAUCCUUUUGUGUGUAUGUGUGUAUAAGUACAUGCUAACGAUAUUCAAAAAGCACAUACCUCAAAGAAAACGAUGACGCGAGUUAUCGUCUCCAACGUUCAAGGACUACAAAAAACGCUCGGAUUGUAGGCAACAGUUUACUUCCUGGGAUUGGUGACGUAGAUAAGACCAACAUUAUCAUGAAUCCACCCCCUCUGCUGCGCUUGGCUACGCCCUCAAAACUGGGGGUGGGGGCGCGAGAACGCUGAAGGGAACGGAAGUGGUGGCAGAGCGGAGGUUGACUGGAGUUAGAGUGUGUUUACAAACUGUUGUUGCGUGAUUAAAGAUGUCUAGACGCUGUUUCUUUAGAUGUGAGGGCAAACUAUCCCUUUAUGGCCUUCCUAAGGCAGAGGACAUCAGGAUGCAGUGGAUAAAAUUCAUGUUUAAUACGGUUCCGGCACAAUACAGUCAAAAGCUGUUCAUAUGUUCACGGCAUUUUUCCCAUGACUGCUUCGCAAACCGUAACGAAUUUGAAUCUGGUUUUUCGCAACGUCUUCUCCUGAAAGAUGGAUCAAUUCCUACUUUGUUUGGAUUACCCUGCACUUCUGGAUCACAGGCUAGUACAUCGCAGCAUGUACCCCACACUGUUGGAAGGCAACAUGUUGAAUGCCAAACUGAUCCUCCACAUGCAACAUCAGUGGGCACACAGUAUGAUCAAUCAAAAAAACAGAAAUCAGUCAGCACACAAUUGUCCUUUGGUACACUAAGGGACUGGCAUAUGAGGAGCAAAGGAUCCCAGGCAGCAGUGUUGUGUCACAGUGUUUCCACUGAAACAACAUCAGCGUACCCAGAUUUCCCAUUCGGAUUACAAUCUCCAAUCUCUUCAACACCUAUGAAGACCUCUGCUUUUAAUCCAAAGAAAAGACGUCGCAUAGAGUUGGAGGAGGAAGAUACUGAGAGCGAAACACUAUGUGAACCUCACGACACCACAUAUAACCCAGAAGACACAGUUGUUACUGAAGAAUCAGAACUGUCAUUUGGGCAAAGUUUCUCAUACAAUGAAAAAAAAUACGUUGUAUUUGAAAGCUGCCUCCGAGACUUGUUCGACAUCUGUCCACUUUGCCGGAGGAAGUGUGAUGUUCGUCAACGGCAACAGGGAACUUUUGUGGCAUUCAGUCAACUUUGCUCAAACUGCAGUUACAACAAACAGUGGAAUAGCCAGCCCAUUGUUGGAAGUACACCUACAGGAAAUCUUCUUCUGUCUGCUGCUACGUAUUUCACUGGUAAUUCAUUCAUCCAGAUAGAAAAGGUUUUCCGUGCCAUGAAUCUCCAGGUCUUUCAAUAUGACACAUUCAGGAGACAUGCAAGGAAUUUGUUGGAACCGGCUAUUGUCCACAAGUGGAAAACAGACCAAGCGAAUAUGCUUUUGGAGUUGCAGAAGAAUAAUAAAAUUGCAAUUGCUGGAGAUAUGAGAGCAGACUCACCAGGACACUCAGCAAAGUAUGUAGCUACACUCUACUCGACUUGAACACCAACACCAUAAUCGACCUUCAGCUUGUUCAGAGCAAUGAAGUUGGAGGAAGCUAUCACAUGGAGAAGGAGGGCCUGAAGCGUUCCCUAGAUCUUCUGGAUUCAAAUGGUCUGAUGGUGGACUACAUUGUGACUGACCGACAUCCACAAAUCCAAAAGUUUUUGAGAGAAC
Messenger RNA from Paramisgurnus dabryanus, 1713 nucleotides. RefSeq lists its product as uncharacterized. Lineage: Eukaryota; Metazoa; Chordata; Actinopteri; Cypriniformes; Cobitidae. The record is from RefSeq and is a predicted model, not a curated record.